This is a messenger RNA of Frieseomelitta varia, 897 nucleotides long. RefSeq names its product succinate dehydrogenase [ubiquinone] cytochrome b small subunit, mitochondrial (gene SdhD). Gene Ontology annotation, cellular component: membrane; mitochondrial envelope. Gene Ontology annotation, molecular function: ubiquinone binding; heme binding. The transcript has 4 exons. NCBI's taxonomy places the organism in Eukaryota, Metazoa, Arthropoda, Insecta, Hymenoptera, Apidae. The coding region runs from base 172 to 768 and encodes 198 amino acids. Gene Ontology annotation, biological process: mitochondrial electron transport, succinate to ubiquinone; tricarboxylic acid cycle. The record is from RefSeq and is a predicted model, not a curated record.
GAAAAAUCGAUGUGAAAAUAGUCGAUAGAGAAAACUCGUUUGUAUUUAUGCAUAUCUUUAGUUCUAUAAAAUUAUAAUCGUAACAUCCAAUUGUCAUCAAAGUUUGUCGUCGUCGUCGUCGUCUGUGAAUUAACACAGAUUUGGGAAAUUUUGUAUCUUGUGAAUUAUAAAAUGAUUUUGAAAAGAGUAGUAUCUCCCACCAUCAUUGACAAGGUUAAACAAUUAGAAUCACUUUCGAAAACUACUCUUUUUGCAAAUUCUUGUAGACUACCUCAAUUUGGCAGAACUUCCAGUAGUCUUGCCACUGCUCGACAAUGUUUGGAUUCUGGUACAAUUAGCAAUAGAACUAAUUGUUUGACAAAGUUCCCAACAACUGCCAUUUUAGGUACGCAAAUAAGCCGCAGUGCAAGUACAUCUGGUGAUCAUGUGCGUUUGUGGGUUUUGGAAAGAGUCAUUGCAACAGCACUACCAUUUUUGAUACCUGCUGCUUUAAUAACAGAAAAUUCUAUUCUUGAUGGCAUAAUGUCUGUAUUAGUUGUAAUGCAUACACAUUGGGGUCUAGAAGCCAUGAUUACAGAUUAUGCAAGACCUAAUAUUGUUGGACCUGUACUGCCAAAAAUCCUGCACUUUUCAUUGCUUAUAGUCUCAGCGAUAACACUAUGUGGCCUAUUUGUACUCAUAAAUAACGGUCCCGGAGUUUCAAGAGCUGUGAAAGAUGCUUGGGCAAUUGGCAAAACGCCCCCACAAAAACCUAUUGCCAAAGAAUAAUUUAUUAAUUAUUAUGAUUAGAAUAAUUCCCUAAUAAUUACAUGUUUUGAAUAGAUACAAACUUUAUUUUGGAUGGUUUGAAAUUCCAUUUCUUGUAAAUUAUUCAGAAAUAAAUUAUCUAUCAUUAAA